This is a messenger RNA of Oryzias latipes (Japanese medaka), 3813 nucleotides long. It is a transcript of the gene tex2l, whose product is annotated as testis expressed 2, like. Gene Ontology annotation, cellular component: endoplasmic reticulum. NCBI's taxonomy places the organism in Eukaryota, Metazoa, Chordata, Actinopteri, Beloniformes, Adrianichthyidae. The record is from RefSeq and is a predicted model, not a curated record. Gene Ontology annotation, molecular function: lipid binding.
UUAUAUCUUCACGUGUUGCCAUAAUCCCGUGAAAGUAACACAAAUUAUGAAAUUAUGUUUAAUCUGCUUCAAAAAGGCGAUGUUUAAUUAAAGUCUAGCAGACCCAGCAGCAGGAGUUAUCCCAGCCCGGCGCGUGCGCUGUCGAGCGCGUUUUCGCGUGGGUGCGCGCGCCUUGCUAGGACGGCGCGACUCUCUAAUCAUCUGGGAUGGAUUAAAAUGUGCGCGCGCGUGUGCGCUGUAAUCCGCACGGUGGUCUGUGAUUUGCGGCGGCAGCGCGUGACACAUCUGGACGCGCGCAGUCGCUUCGGGAGAGGCGUGCCUCGGUGCGCGCGGAUGCGUCACACAGGGGAAGAAGGGACGCAGGAAAGGAAAGUUUGGCGCACAAAUGGAGCCGCGGAAAGCGCCGACCAGCGCGUUUAGACUCAUGUAAUCUAUCAGCGGCCGCCUCGGUUCGGGGAUGUAAAGAAAUGGCGGAGAACGAGAAAAAUGGGGACGGAGGAUGUGACGACGGGGACGGAGGAGGUAGCGGUUUCACUGCCGUCGCUGGUGCCACUCUAGGGACAAAACGACACGUCCAGAGAGGGAUCGUGAUCCAGCUGACAGGGACGGAGGGGCAGUGGGACAGCAUGGAUGAAAGUGAGCUCAUCUUCUCCCUCGACCACAAUGAGGACUACCCCUCUAUAUCCCUGUCCAAGGAGAGGACGCUUUCUGCAGAAGAAGAAGAAGUAGGAGGUUUGAAGUCCCAGAGCUUUCAUGUUCCACUUUCACCUUCGUCGCCCGAUUCCUUGGGGAACUUUUCUGCCGCCAGUCCCAGCUUCCUCUCCCCGGGCCCUUCCUCACCCACCCAUCGGCCUCUAGCCAACUUGGUCAAGUCCCUCUCCACAGAGCUGGAGCUGAAAGAGGGCUCCAGCCUGAGACCCAAGCCUUUCCUGAGCCUGGUGAAGUCCAUCUCCACUGAGCUUUCCCGCUCAGAACCCGAGGUGUCGCAGUCCAAAUCGGACUCCCGCCUCAACCUUCACCUGUGGAAACAGCUGACCCAAACCAAAACCCGGAGCAACGGCGACUCUCGAACGGCUCCUCCGACUCCCACCACGCUCUCCCCCAGUGGAGACGGCCCGAAGGGGGGGUUCUUCAAACUGGAGCUGGACGACACCAAGAGAAGGCUCUCGGAGGCCGUGCACGAACCCCUGAGCAGCAUGUUUAGUAAGAUCAGGCGGGAGGACAUCGGCGGGAGCCCCAAGCAUCAAACCAAACCCCAGCUGGCUCAUCAGAACAGCAGCCGGAGUUUGGGUCGGGAAGGCAGCACGGACACGGUCCUGUCAGAGUCUCCUGUGAGAAACGCUCGGAAAACCGACGCCGAUGUCCCGCCUGUGUUUGAGUGGCCUUCCGUGAGACAUGCGGCGAGAGGUCAGCGCGGCGUCUGUCCUGUACACCAUCCCAGGCAACAUCACAGAGACGAGGAUCUGGAAAUCUGUACAGACGGCGACAACAUGCAGGUGUUCUCCAUCCAGACUCAGAGAAAGCCCAGGAGCUCAGCUGGUCUCCAGGUUUUGGCUUCACCGCCAGCCAGGACAUUUCCUAAGCCCCCAAAUCCUCUGCCGCGCAUGAGUUUGUUCUGCGUGGCCGUGCUCUCCUACGGCUACUUCAUCCUACCUUUGAGUCCAUACGUCUCCGGGUUGGCUCUGGGAUUAGCGAUGGGCUUCUUGUUGGGUCUUUUUCUCAUUCGCAUGGGCUCCUGCGGCUCUGACUGCUCGGCGUCGACUCACCAACCAGAAGAGACGCCGUAUGAAGAACGGACGUUGACAGGCUGCUUCGACAGCUCUGAGCCUGACGUCCUGAAGGGCUGGAUGAAUGAAAUCCAUGAUUACGACCCAGAAACCUGCCAUCCUGCCAUGACUCACUCCGUCUUUGCUACCCUGGAGGGCUCCUGCCUCCGUCUGGACUACCCACGCGCCAACAUCAGCCGCAGGGCCGCCUAUGAUGAGAAAGUCCACGACGCUACCUUUGUCAAGUCACGCUGCUUUCAGCUCGCAAAGAGCAAAGUUUUUUUGCUGCCAUCCGUGUUAGCUCGGAAGAGGCUUUGGAACCCCAAAUAUCCCAUCUGCAUCCAGCUCGCUGUGGGGUCCCAGCCUGGGGAAAGAGGAGGCUCCACGGAGAACCUGGACGAGGAGCAAGGGGCCGAACAAUCACCGAACCUGAAGCAAAGCUCCUCCAAACCGACCCGCGACCCUCAAGCUGCUCUGUACCUGUUUGGCCGCACGGGAAGAGAGAAGGAGGAGUGGUUCCGCCACUUCCUGUUCGCCUCCAUGGAGGCGGAGCAUGAGAAGAAGCCUGGCAGAUGCAUUUCACAGUCGGGGGACCCAACACAGAGUGUUCCUUUCCCGCACAGCAGAAGCCCCAGCAGAGGGGGCAGCAGUGACCAUGACGCCCCUUCCACACCCCCGGCCCCGUGCAUCUCCUCAGCCCCCUCUGGAACCUCCAGGGGCCUUUCUACAUUUGAUUACCCCAGCUACAUGGCUCGGCUCCUGGCUGCUGAAGACUCAACGCCCCUCUCCAGUCCUGGGGCGAGCAGCGUAGAGGCCAGCCCCACCAUCAGAGGGAAAUGCACCUGUGAUCUGACAGAGUUCCCUGAAAAGAGCCAAACCGCAUGGGUCAACGCUCUGAUUGGUCGCAUUUUCUGGGAUUUCCUGCAAGAGAAGCACUGGGCCGACGCCGUCUCCCUCAAGAUUCAGAAGAAGCUCAGCAAAAUCCGACUGCCUUACUUUAUGAAUGAGCUGAGCCUGACUGAGAUGGACAUGGGCUGCUCCGUGCCGCAGGUCUCUGCGGCGUCCAGACCAGAGGUGAACCACAGAGGCCUGUGGGUGGAACUGCAGCUGGUCUACACGGGUAACCUGCAGAUGACCCUGCAGACCAAGUUUAACCUGUCCAGGCUGGGAAAAGAGGCCGGCCGGGACUUGGCUCACUGUUUCACUGAGACUGGUACCCCAUGCUCAAGGCCCAUACUCAAGGUGUUGGCAGACAGUGAUGAAGAGUCCUCCAGCGCUGCUUCAUCUGAUGAGGAGGAGCUGCUUCUCUCCGAGCCUCCGGGUCCAGCAGGUGAAAAAGUCUCCACUCCGGCCAGUGAAGGGGCGGGAGGAGGAAAGACUGGAAGGAAGAUUUUAAGAUUUGUGGACAAAAUCGCUAAAUCCAAGUACUUCCAGAAGGCGGCGGAGAACGAGUUCAUCAAGAAGAAGUUCGAGGAGAUGUCCAACACCCCCCUGCUGCUCACCGUGGAGGUCCGGGAGCUGUCGGGGACACUGGUGGUCAACAUCCCACCGCCGCCUUCAGACAGGAUAUGGUACAGCUUCUGUGUACCACCAAAGCUGGAUCUCCAUGUGCGUCCCAAACUGGGGGAGCGAGAGGUGACGUUCUGCCACGUGACGGAGUUUAUUGAGAAGAAACUCCAGGAUGAGUUCCAGAAAGUAUUUGUUCUGCCAAACAUGGAUGACAUCUACUUCCCCCUGAUGUGCUCCGGAUUGGAGAGCCAGCAGAGCUCCUGCUCAGACUCUACAGAGAAGAUCCCGCCUGAAACGUGCCUCAGUGCUGAUGGUUUGUGAAAACGAGUUUGUCUGAGGACGACAUCCCUUCCUGUCUGAAUCAGGAGCUCCGAUGUUCUUCGUUUCAUCCAGAAAUAAAAAUGUUUCAAACUGAAUGAUACCUUUGGAAAAUGUUUACAUAUAGGUAAUCGAUAAAAAUGUGUUUAUUUACUGAUUUGAUGUUUACAACUUUGGAUAAUAAGAUUGUUGAAGUGGUUUAAUAAAAGCUGGAGAACAA